Molecule: messenger RNA, 993 nt
Organism: Phytophthora nicotianae INRA-310
Lineage: Eukaryota; Oomycota; Peronosporomycetes; Peronosporales; Peronosporaceae
Product: sepiapterin reductase
Exons: 2
Coding region: 1-873 (290 amino acids)
Biological process (GO): tetrahydrobiopterin biosynthetic process
Molecular function (GO): sepiapterin reductase (NADP+) activity
Source: RefSeq, a predicted model, not a curated record
AUGCAUUCUGCGGUGCUCGUGACCGGCGCCUCGAGAGGUUUUGGUCGCUGUUUGGCUCUCGACUUUGCUCGCGAACUCGUCUCGAGUGACUUGGAUCUGUUUUUAUGGGCUCGAGAUGAGAAUGGUCUUAAGGAGACUUCGCGACUAGUGCGAGAGGCUCGAGAUUCUCUGCAACAAACUGAAGACCUUCACAUUUUCAUCCAACCCGUGGACCUCCGCGACAGUGCCGACUACACCAAGAAACUCGACGAUUUGCUGGGUCAGUUGACCACAGCAGCGCCUUACGACCGCGUGUUUCUUGUACACAACGCAGGAGCACUCGGUGGUUUAGGAUUCGCUCAGGAGUGUCCGUCUCCGAGCGAAAUGGCUCGACAUUUUGAGCUCAACGUGUCGUCGGUUAUGUGGCUCAAUAAGCGCUUCCUCGACGUUUUCGGAGCCUCAAGACGUGACAUAACGAAACUACCAGUGUCGGAUACCACGACUAAGCUGGUUAUCUUUAACGUUUCGUCGAGAUCAGCCAUUGCGCCGUAUCCGACGCUGAGUCAGUACUGCACCGCCAAAGCUGCACGUGAGAUGCACUUCCGUGUCCUCGCAGCGGAACAAGCUGCUUGCAACAAGGUACGGGUGUUCUCUUACUCUCCUGGCGCGAUGGACACAGAAAUGCAGCAAACGAUGCGGACAUCGCCGCUUAUGGCGCCGGAAUUGACCAAGUGGUUCGUGGAGAUGAAGGAACAAGGGACGUUGGUACCGACGCAGCAAUCGUCGCACCGUGGGGUUGUUGCAGCUGUCAAUGGGGACUUUGAGACGGGUAAACACGUCUCCUUUGAUGACCUCAAGUACGUCGAGGAACGAUCAUUAGGUGGAGCGAAAUGAUCGUUGCAGCGCACAAAUAUGUGACGUGUGGUAAAGUGUGUAGACCACAUAAUAACGUCCACCGAGAUUGGUUUGUUUAUGUACAAAUUGAUUAAGUUCGCAAAAUGGACACUUCAAAAC